Callorhinchus milii (elephant shark) is the source of this 2410-nucleotide messenger RNA. It is a transcript of the gene slc37a3, whose product is annotated as solute carrier family 37 member 3. The transcript has 15 exons. Gene Ontology annotation, biological process: transmembrane transport. Gene Ontology annotation, molecular function: transmembrane transporter activity. The record is from RefSeq and is a predicted model, not a curated record. Gene Ontology annotation, cellular component: endoplasmic reticulum membrane. NCBI's taxonomy places the organism in Eukaryota, Metazoa, Chordata, Chondrichthyes, Chimaeriformes, Callorhinchidae. Bases 89 to 1591 code for a protein of 500 amino acids.
AGCGGAGCGGAGGGAGCGGGCAGCCCGGGGCCAGAAGACCAAGAGAUCGGUCAUUGAUGAGGGAUUGGUUGUUUGAUCUUUGUGCAGAAUGAUGACGCCCACCCCACGCCGGGGUUUUCUGAGCCAGUUCACGCAUCACCAUGCAUCUGUCUUUCUGCUGACAUUCGUCAGUUAUGCACUCUUCCAUGCCACACGAAAGACCUUCAGCAAUGUGAAAGUCAGUAUCUCCAACCAGUGGAUACCUUCCUUCCGUAACUCCACAACCAUUGGUCUCCACCCAGAUCAGAUUUGGAACAAAAAUCACCUGUUUGCAGAUGCGGCAGAAGCCACUCUCUUCCUUGGCUUCCUUGACACCCUUUUCCUCUUUGCUUAUGCUGUGGGCUUGUAUAUCAGUGGAUUUUUUGGCGAUCGUUUAAAUCCACGCCUGAUUCUUUCAUUUGGAAUGUGUUUAUCUGCUCUUGUCAUGUUUCUGUUUGGCACGGUCUUGGAGUGGUUUCAUCUCUAUAACAAGUACCUAUACUGUUUUCUCUGGAUUCUGGUUGGAUUGCUGCAGUCCACAGGCUGGCCCUGUGUCGUUGCUAUCUUGGGCAACUGGUUUGGAAAGGCUGGGCGUGGCUUUCUGUUCGGGAUCUGGAGCGCCUGUGCCUCUGUGGGGAACAUCCUUGGAGCAUUCCUUGUUGCCUCUGUCCUAAAGUUUGGCUAUGAGUAUGCCUUUCUGGUGACCAAUGCACUGUUGUUUGCUGGGGGAGUGGUGGUGUUUUUUGGAUUGUUGAGUUCCCCAAAGGAAGUAGGUCUUCCUGCACCAACCGAGGAUGAAGACAACACCACUGCCCACAGAAAUGAGUACCUGGACCAGGAGGUUCGCAGACCACUGAUGGAUAACUCCUUUGCUGAGGAUUAUUGCGAGAGAAAUCACACAGUCCAGGAGAGCUCCACAGCAAAGCCUCCACCCAUUGGCUUCCUGCAGGCCUGCUGCCUGCCAGGGGUGUUGCUGUACUCACUUGCCUAUGCCUGUGUGAAGCUGGUGAAUUAUUCAUUCUUCUUCUGGCUGCCCUUCUACCUGCACAGCAAAUUCAAUUGGAAGGAGGAGGAGGCAGACAGACUAUCCAUCUGGUACGACGUUGGUGGAAUUCUAGGUGGUAUGAUUCAAGGACUGAUAUCUGAUAUACUGCACAAGCGAGCUCCAGUGUUGGCUGUGAGCCUUAUCUUGGCCAUCGGAGCACUGGUUGGAUACAGCCAUUUGCCAAACAAUCAAGUUUUGAAUGCUGUUCUAAUGGCCUUUACAGGGUUUUCCAUUGGUGGCCCUUCCAAUCUAAUCAGUUCAGCCAUAUCAACUGACCUGGGACGUCAGGAGCAAAUUCGGGGCCACAGGGAAGCAUUAGCCUCUGUCGUGGGAAUCAUUGAUGGAACCGGGAGUGUGGGGGCUGCAGUUGGACAGUUUCUGGUGUCUCUGAUCCAGCACAAGCUUGGUUGGAUGUGGGUCUUCCACUUCUUUAUCCUGAUGACAGCUUUAACCAUCGUGUGCAUUUUUCCAUUGAUCGUACGUGAGAUGAGCUCUCUUUUCCGACGGCACCCCUCAAGGACACAAUGACUAACCGCAGCCCCUGUUCACUCUUCCAAAGUCAACGAGGCUACACUUGAACUGAAGUCAGUAGAAUGAGUGAAUUUCGAACAGGAAUAGAAAUGUUGUGUAAGCUGUGCAAUCAGAGAUCACCUGAAAACUUUUUUUAAUUCCCCAUAAGAAGAGGUAGCAUAGGAGAACAGAAGGAGGCCAUCAAGCCCAUCAAAUCUGUUCCACCAGUUUAUUCAAUCUUGUCAGAUCUUUUAAUCCAGAUUUCUCACCCUUUCACUAUAUCUAUUAAUACCUAUUUGUGUUCAAAAUCUCAGUUCACAUCUAUUUGUCUCUUUUUCCCCCAUCCAUCAGACUUAACGGGUUGAUUUCUGUGUUGUGAUGCUCUAUGAAUUUAACAAAGGAAAGAUCUGAGAAUUUUGUUGCAAACAUUUUAAGGGAGAUACGUGAUUUAUGCUGUAUCAUGAGGCAGGAUAUGGAAUGUUUACCAGGAUCAGCAGGAUUAGGGUUAUCGUCAGAGAAAUCUUUUGAUAUUGAGGGCUCAGGUGCUAAAUGUCUGCUGAAUUGUUGAGUGCUGAAGGUGUCGCCAGGAAAUGCUGAGAUUGUACUGUCAAAAUCUGCUCAGAAACAGUAUUUAUCUCAGCUAUCAUGUCUAAAGAGAUGAAUCAUUUUUUCUGAGCUGUUAUUUAUAAGCUCCUUGUUGUAGACAAUUGCCCCUUAAAUCCUAAAAACUACCUCUUUGACCAUGCACAUGGUCACCAGUCACUCCCACCCCUCCUCUCGUUCCCUCCGCUUCCGAUCACAUCUUUGUGAAGUGCUCUGAGAUGUUAUCCUUCAUGA